This is a messenger RNA of Symbiodinium sp. CCMP2592, 6690 nucleotides long. NCBI's taxonomy places the organism in Eukaryota, Dinophyceae, Suessiales, Symbiodiniaceae. The record is from the annotation of a GenBank genome assembly.
AUGGCGACUGGCUCAGUUCCGGACUAUGACUAUGCCUCAAGCUCGGCCUCGCCCUUCGCUGGAGGCUAUUCCUCCACAGCAGAGCCCUUUGCGACUGAAGCCUCGGGGAUGUUUGGCGGAGGAUCUUCAGACUCGACGGCUUCAUUGGGGGGUGCCUCGAGUGGCUCCGUCUCCCUGGGAGGAGGGUCCUCAAGCUCCAUGGGAUCGCACCUCUCUGGAGGCGCCUCCUCAACGGCCUCGCACUUAGCGAGCGGAGCCUCGGGGAUGUUUGGCGGAGGAUCUUCAGACUCGACGGCCUCAUUGGGAGGUGCCUCGAGUGGCUCCGUCUCCUUGGGAGGAGGGUCCUCAAGCUCCAUGGGAUCGCACCUCUCUGGAGGCGCCUCCUCAACGGCCUCGCACUUAGCGAGCGGAGCCUCGGGGAUGUUUGGCGGAGGAUCUUCAGACUCGACGGCUUCAUUGGGAGGUGCCUCGAGUGGCUCCGUCUCCUUGGGAGGAGGGUCCUCAAGCUCUUUGGGAUCGCACCUCUCUGGAGGCGCCUCCUCAAGGGCCUCGCACUUAGCGAGCGGAGCCUCGGGGAUGUUUGGCGGAGGAUCUUCAGACUCGACGGCUUCAUUGGGAGGUGCCUCGAGUGGCUCCGUCUCCUUGGGAGGAGGGUCCUCAAGCUCCAUGGGAUCGCACCUCUCUGGAGGCGCCUCCUCAAGGGCCUCGCACUUAGCGAGCGGAGCCUCGGGGAUGUUUGGCGGAGGAUCUUCAGACUCGACGGCUUCAUUGGGAGGUGCCUCGAGUGGCUCCGUCUCCUUGGGAGGAGGGUCCUCAAGCUCUUUGGGAUCGCACCUCUCUGGAGGCGCCUCCUCAAGGGCCUCGCACUUAGCGAGCGGAGCCUCGGGGAUGUUUGGCGGAGGAUCUUCAGACUCGACGGCUUCAUUGGGAGGUGCCUCGAGUGGCUCCGUCUCCUUGGGAGGAGGGUCCUCAAGCUCCAUGGGAUCGCACCUCUCUGGAGGCGCCUCCUCAAGGGCCUCGCACUUAGCGAGCGGAGCCUCGGGGAUGUUUGGCGGAGGAUCUUCAGACUCGACGGCUUCAUUGGGAGGUGCCUCGAGUGGCUCCGUCUCAUUGGGAGGAGGGUCCUCAAGCUCCAUGGGAUCGCACCUCUCUGGUCUUCAACCCACAGGGUCGAUUGCAUCGGCAUCUGACAUGCCCGACUCUCCGGCCUUCUCAAAUGCCGGCAAGUGCAGAGGACGCGAAGAGGAGUGGGCCGUCUGCGAUGACCUCCCAGGUUGUGCCGCAUCCUGCACGCCACAGGACUGCAUCUUCGGUGCAUGGAUGGACUGGUUUCCGCUCGGUGGAUGCACAGGCUUGUGCCAGCGGAAGCGUAUGAAAGCGCAGACCAACAACGAGUGUGGACAGCCCUGUAGUGGAUCACUUCUGCAAACAAUUAGCAGGAGAGAGUGCUAUCCCAAUUACGACGAGUGCGUCUUGGAGAAUCGCGACUGCCAAUGGACUGCCUGGAGUUCCUGGUCUAGCUCCUGCUUCAGUGUGCAUGGCGCAUCGUUGCGCCAAAACCAGCGCUAUCGAACUCGUCAUGUGCAAGUGCAAGCUCUUCACAACGGCGAGCAGUGUUCUGGACCCUACAAUCAGACGGAGCCCUGUGUGGCGGAGAGCUACGAAGCCCAAGACUGUAGAUUGACCCAGUGGCAAGAAUGGACACAGUGCAGCCGGAGCUGCGAUGGGGGCUGGCAGGCACGCUUGCGCCGGGUACGGCAGUUCGCCGCCAAUGGCGGUGCCACUUGCGACAUGCAGACCCUUCGCGAGCAGCAGCAGUGCAACCUCGAGCCCUGCGGCAGUCAAAGCUGUGUCCUCAGUGAAUGGGGGGCGUGGCAAGGUUGCGACAUCUUGUCACCGGCACAGGAAUAUCGAAGCCGUGUCCUCCUUCAGCCAGCUUCGCGGUCGGUGCCCUGCAACCAGAUCCUGCGGGAGACUCGUGGCUGCCCGAUGAAUGAUCAGGAGCCGCAGGAAUGCAUUCUGGCCGGUUGGUCGGAGUGGUCGCAAUGCAGUGCAAGUUGUGCUGGUCAGUCCCAAAGGACGCGCCAGCUGCCCUCUGACCAGACGAGUUGCUUUAUGGCAGUUCCAGAAGGCCAGACGGUUCAUGAAGUGCGUGCCUGUGGAGUCCAACAGUGUGAGCAGGAAACCUGCACGCUGUCCUCCUGGACCACUUGGUCGCAGUGUAGCCAGCCGUGUGGUGAUGGGAUCCAUUCGCGAAGCCGCGAGGUGGUCUCGACGUCAUACCACUCGGUCUGCAGUGAAGCGCUGGAGGAGGUAAGGCCUUGCCAUAUCCAAGAGUGCAUUGCGGUGGACUGCGUAUGGGCCGACUGGGAUCACUGGAGUGCCUGCAGCUGCACCUGCGGGGGCGGUACCAAGCGACGGAAUCGAGUCAUUCAGCAAUCGCCUCGGCAUGGAGGCAAGCUCUGCGAGCCCAAGGACAAGGGUGAGAUCGCGCCGUGUGCAACGCAAACCUGCGACGUUUGCGUGGACGGCAGGUGGAGCGAGUGGGGGUCCUGGUCUGCCUGCUCUGCGACCUGUGCAUCCUCCUACAAGGCUCGCCAUCGCAGUGUGGAUCGUCACCCCAACUUCUGCGGCAAACCAGCCCUGGGCCUUGAAGACCAGUACGAGGUCUGUACAGGACAGCCGAAUUGCAUCCCAGACAGAGACUGUGUGAUCUCUGAGUGGAAUGCGUGGACGGGAUGCAGUUGUAAAUGCUUCGGUGUGCGAGAGCGCCACCGUCGGGUGGAACAGUACGCUUCUGGCAACGGCCGUCCCUGCUCGGAGACAUCGCUAAAGGCUGUGGAGCCAUGUGCUCCGGGCCCCGGGGAGGCGGUGCCAGCCGACUGCCGGCCCGACCCAGCCAGGAGAUGCCAGAUUGGAGACUGGGAGGAAUGGCAGAUUUGCUCACACAGCUGUGGUUCAGGCGAGCGAAAGCGAUCGCGGUCCAUCCUGAUUCCAGCAGCCGACAACGGGCCACCGUGUGACGAUGAAACGGAGGAGGUGGAGCCCUGCAACACGCAGGCUUGCCAUAUGACUUGCAUUGACUGCCUUUGGAGCGAGUGGUCCAUGUGGAGCGACUGUUCGCACUGCGGGCACCAGAGGUAUCGACACCGUGGGGUCAUGAGGCAAGCGAACCAUUGCGGCCGGAAAUGCGAUGCCCAGGCUGCAAAAGAAGUGGGCUACUGUAAAAGUGCAUGCCUGGAGCAUUAUUGUACCUGGAGCACUUGGCAGGAAAUGGGAGGCUGUUCUGCGCAGUGCGGGCCGUCCACAAGGCUUCUGCAACGACACCUGGUCCUCACCACGACAGAACCCCAGUUCGAGGUCGCUCGCAUCGGUGAUCGUGGAGGGCUCUGCCGAGAUGCCCGGGGCGAGAGCUACAGCGGGUGCCCGGUUCAGGCGAUUUCUGAGGAGGAGUGCCGAAAUGUGCUCCACACUUUACAAGAUGUGAAUGGAGUCCAGGGCGCCAUGUUCGACGACAGCCGUGUCGUGAAGUUCGGAGCUCGCCGUUGCUUCGUCCUCGUGGAUCCGAACAUUGAGAUCUGGAAGCAGGACGUGCCAGGCGGAUGGCUGGACACUCCCUGCAUCGCGGGCACAGGUCGAGGACCGAUUGCAAGUGCCGGCUCAGAUGGAGCCGACAAGUGGAUGUGCCUUUCUUUAGAAAACAGGCCACUGGCUAAAGGCGACGAGUCCAUGCCCUGCUCUGGUGAGCAGUUCUACCAGUCGACAUGCGACAGCAGUACGAAGUGCCGAGUGGAGUGCUCACCGGUGGACUGCGUUCUGACCGAGUGGAGUGCGUGGUCAGAGCCAACCUGCACAGAGCUUUGCGAGCGCACCCGGACUGUGGCAAGAUCAAACGAGUGUGGAGGGACUCCUUGCGCUGGACUGCUCGUCGAAACGAAGAGGUGUUGGAAGAACUGCACGGAGCCGGUCGACUGCCUCAUGGGUGACUGGGGCCUUUGGGAGCCUUCGGAGUGUCUGGCCUCCUCUGACCAGAGACAAAGGGAGCGUGCGGUUGUCAGAGCAGCCACAAACGGAGGGGAGCCGUGUACGGGCAUGAUUCGCGAGACGAUGGGGUGCUCGGAAGUGGGAGAUGCCGUGGCUGACUGUGAGCUCUCGGCUUACGGCGAAUGGUCGGUUUGCACCACAUCUUGCGGAAGUGGACUUCGCACCAGGUCCCGGAGCAUCGAGGUCCAGGCAAGUGGAGGUGGCCAGCCCUGCCAGGGCCCGCUGGCACUGCUGGAGCCAUGCAACCUGGGCCCCUGCCCUUGCCAAGUGACGGAUGCCGCUUUUUCUCAAUGGGAAGAGUGGAGCAGUUGCAAUGCCGGCAUGCACAUCAGGAAGCGGAAGGUGCAACAGCAAGCUUCCUGUGGUGGAGAUCCUGCUCUAGGUUCGUUGGCUGAGAUCCGAAACUGCGGUGGAACGAUUGAUUGCGAGGUGUCUCCCUGGGCUUCCUGGGACGAGUGUGACAAGAGUUGUGGAGGUGGCCAGCAGGAGCGGAACCGCCAGGUGACCCAGAACCCUCAAAACGGUGGAAAGCCGUGCCUUAAAGACUUGGUGGAGACGCAGGGCUGCAACGAAAUUCCUUGUCAAACUACAAGCUGCGAAGUUUCAGACUGGUCCGCAUGGGGCGAGUGCAGCAACAGUUGCGGCAGCGGCGUCCAUGAACGGACCCGAACUUUCACACAUUUGGCACAGGAGGGCGGCUCUGGCUGCGACAUGCCGAUGGCAGAAAUCAAGCCUUGCAGCGACGAGUUCGGAACCCUCGAGGCGCGUCGUUUGGAACUGUGUCCUAUGUCCGACUGCGGCUGUGUGUGGCGUGACUGGUCGGAGUGGAGUGCUUGCACGUGCGAGUGUGGUGGAGGUCAGAAGACCCGAAAUCGGCACAUUGCGCGUGCUCCGCAGCCUGGCUGCACGCCGUGCGAACCGUUUGACAAACAGCAGAUCGAGCCAUGCAACACCCAGAAAUGCGAGGAAGACGAGUGUGUGGAUGCCCUGUGGUCCCCGUGGCAGGACUGGGAGCCGUGCUCCAUCUCCUGCAGAGGUGGGAUCACGUGGCGCUCGCGUAAGAUCGUCCGAAAUGCCAACGAUUGCGGCCGGCCCGUUUCCGGCGCCUCUCAGCAGCAUGCCAGCUGCAACGAAGGUGUGCCUUGCAAGCCCAGUGUGGACUGUCAGUUUGCUGAAUGGUUGGCUUGGAGUGCCUGCACGCAGGAGUGCGAUGGUGUUAAGCGAAGGUCUCGCCAGAUCGCUGUACAAGGAGCAGGAGAUGGAGCAUACUGCCUGGGCCCGACGCACCAGACUUAUCCCUGCUCCACAGACAAGGGGCUUCUGGAGUUCAAUAGCCCGGCUCUGUACCUGCAUUUGGACAACCUUGAGUCCAAGAACGUCCAGCCGGGCCAGGCAGAGCUGAAAUUCACGGGCGUCACCAAAAUGCCAGGAGACGGCGGAGACUAUGUGAAUCUGGUAGUCACAGCGCUUAGCCGAUCCGAGCAGUUGAGUGAUGAAUCGACGGGCUUGUAUGGGCAUUCUGGCCGCAUUGGUUUUGAAGCCGGCUCCGAAAUUGAGGUGACGUUCAUCUUGAUGAGGCAGCAAGACCAGCGAGAGGUCCAAGCCAAGAUGCUGAUGAUCAAAUUCUUUGACGUCGCAGAUGGUGCCGUAUUGGAGGCUCCGGAAGGCAACGAAGCCUUCUUGAGCUACGAAUCUGUGCUGUCAUCGGACACAACGGGGGAUGGCACGCUGGUGGUCACAUCCCAGAUGCCUGGAGUGAAGCCACCAAAGGACCCAAUGAGUGCAAGCCCUCAACAAGAGAUGCAUGCAGCUGCCAUUAUGUGGAAGGGCACCAGCCGUGCCAGUGUCAAAUUCAAGACACCACCUGGCUUCAGCAAUAGUCUCGUCUUUGCAGCCAAAGCUUGCUGGAGGGGCGACUGCUUGGUUAGCGCAUGCGGACGUGGAGAGGAUGCGGUCGAUUGCGUCAUGGAACCCUGGGAGUCGUGGGCACCUUGCUCCGUCAGUUGUGGCCGCGGGCAGCGAGUGCGGACGCGGAAAGUGAGGACCAUGAAUUCGCACGGCGGCCGCCCAUGUCACGUUGACUUGUCUGCAACAGAAGGCUGCGAGAUGAACUCCUGCGCGGAGGCAUGCGAGCCGCAAGACUGCAGAUGGUCGGAGUGGUCUGAUUGGGGCGCUUGCGACAAAUGUGGAGGGCAGAUGAAGCGAUUCCGGAAUGUCAUAAGACCGUCCCAGUGUGGUGGCAGUGGCUGCUCGGCAGAGGGGGCAGAGGAAACAGCUAGCUGCCCGAGAAAAUGUCACGAAUUGAGCUAUUGCACUUGGGGCGACUGGAGGCCCUACGGCGAGUGCACCGCGACCUGUGGUAACGGCAUCAAGAAGCGCACCCGGAUGCUGAAGAUCGUGGAUGAGCCGGUGCAGUCGAUCAUCGGGGAGAACAUCCUGGGUGCAGACGACCUUGAGCGCAAGCUUGUGGAACUGACGGAGCGCGCAGGGCAGCUACAGGCAUCACGCUCGCGACAGCUGGCUGCAUGCUUUGCAGCCGGUUUCUUGGGGCUUCUCGCUUGCGUCUCCUUCGGCCGCCGCAGCGCUUUCUUCGCCGGGCACGACGGGCCCCGCUACCAUCUGGCAGCCGAGACUGAGUCUGAUUGA